UCCGGGAUCAACAGUCCUGAAGGAGCCGCGCGACUCUGGACGUCUCUGUGGGACUGCACGCGGGAUGAACGCGCUUCUCUUUUCCUCUGUGGACACUCAUCUUUCCCGCGUCUUCAUGUCUCACUCCUUCAUGUCUCAUUCCUCCGCCACCUGGAAAGUGCGCUUUAUUCUCUGUUUCUCCGACUGCUGCUGAAGGAGAAGAAGAAACAGAAGAAGAAAUAACAACAAUAGGAAAAGUAGAAGAAGAAACGUCCCAGUAGAAAAAGUGUUGCUCCUGAAACUGGAUGAAAGUGUCUUCAGUGAGGCUCCUGGUAUCUGCAGAGAGACGCUAUGAGCUCCCUCCUCAACUGUUUGCUCUGGAUGCUUUUCUUGUUUCCAAAUUUGAGAUGCGACGCUGAUCCUGGUCUGUCUGUGGACACAGAUGGAGCUGAGGCUCAGAGUGGAGCUGCACCCACAGCUGAAGCUCCACAAGGUUAUUUCCUGGAGUUUCAGGAGCCAGUCAACAACAUCACCCACUUUCAGGGCCAGACAGCCACGCUGCACUGCAAAGUGACGGGAAACCCACGGCCGUCCAUCCGCUGGCUGAAGAAUGAUGCCCCUGUGGUUCAGGAGCAGGGACGCAUUACCAUCCGCAAGACCGAGGCCGGAUCCAAGCUCCGCAUACAGGACCUGGACACUACAGACACAGGCUACUAUCAGUGUGUCGCCUCCAACUCACUCAAGGUCAUCUCUGCCACAGGCGUCCUGUACGUCAAACUUGGGCAGAUGCCCACACAUGGCCCGGAUGAGUCGUCCCGUGAAAAAGGUUUCUGUCAGCCGUACCGAGGCAUUGCCUGUGCUCGCUUCAUCGGCAAUCAAAGCAUUUAUGUUGAGUCUUUGCAGAUGCAGGGGGAGAGUGAAAACCGCAUCACAGCUGCCUUCACUAUGAUCGGCACCUCCACCCACCUGUCAGAUCAGUGCUCCAGGUUUGCCAUCCCGUCCUUCUGCUACUACGUCUUCCCUCUGUGUGACGAGGGGAACCGGGGCCCCCGGCGGCGUCAGCUUUGUCGAGAUGAGUGUGAGGCCUUGGAGAACGACCUGUGCCACACCGAGUACACCAUUGCCAGAUCCAAUCCCAUGAUCCUCAUGCAGCUGGAGCUGCCCAGCUGCCACCUGCUGCCUCGGCCGGGCACGCCAGAUGAUAGUUCCUGUAUGAGGAUAGGAGUGCCUCCAGAAAAACUGGGUCCAUACUCCCCCACAGACCACAGCUGCUACAAUGGAAGCGGGGCUGACUACAGAGGCACGGUCAGCGUCACUAAGUCCGGUCAUCACUGCCAGCCAUGGAGUGCUCAGUACCCCCACAGCCACCACCUGUCCCAGGAGUACCCCGAGCUCUGGGGGAGUCACAACUUCUGUCGCAAUCCGGGGGGCCAGAUGCAGGCACCUUGGUGCUUCACUCUGGACCCUAAGGUCAGAGUAGACCUGUGUGACAUCCAUCCCUGCACACCUCCAGAGAACCCCAGGAAGGAGAUCCUGUUCAUUCUAAUCCCUGCGAUUGCCAUCCCAUUGGUCAUCGCCUGCCUCUUCUUUCUGGUUUGCAUGUGUCGCAACAAGCAAAAGGCAUCAAAUGACACACCACUUCGCUGCCAGCUUAACAGCUCACCUAACCAGGACACAGAGCUGUCUCUGCUCAGCCAGCAAAAACACCAGGCCAAGCUGCGGGAGAUUAACAUGUCAGCAGUGCGGUUUAUGGAGGAGCUUGGCGAGGAUCGGUUCGGCAAGGUUUACAAGGGCCACAUGUAUGGCACUGCACCUGGUGAGCAGACGCAGGUGGUGGCCAUCAAGACAUUAAAGGACAAGGUGGAUGCCAAUCUCUGUGAGGAAUUUCGCCACGAAGCCAUGCUCCGCUUUCAUAUCCAACACCAGAAUGUUGUUUGCUUGCUGGGUGUCGUGACCAAAGAGCAACCUAUGAGCAUGAUAUUCACCUACUCUGGCCUCGGUGACCUCCAUGAGUAUCUGGUAAUGCGCUCCCCCAACUCUGAUGUUGGCAGCUCAGAUGAUGACAAGACAGUCAAAUCCACACUGGAGCAGGCUGAUUUCCUUCAUGUUAUCACCCAGAUUGCUGCUGGAAUGGAGUACCUUUCCAGCCAGCAGGUAGUCCAUAAAGACCUUGCUGCCAGAAACAUUCUCGUCUUUGACAAACUCAGCAUCAAGAUCCUGGAUCUAGGCCUGUUCAGAGAUGUCUACUCCGCAGAUUACUACAAUUUAAUGGGCACAAGCCCCUUCCCAAUUCGUUGGAUGUCCCCAGAAGCUAUCAUGUAUGGCAAGUUCUCCACCGACUCUGACAUCUGGUCUUAUGGUGUCUUGCUGUGGGAGACUUUCAGUUACGGUCUGCAGCCAUACUGUGGCUACUCAAACCAGGAUGUGAUCGAGAUGGUGCGCAGCCACCAGCUUCUGCCGUGUCCAGAUGACUGCCCGGCCUGGAUUUACACCCUCAUGCUUGAGUGUUGGAGUGAAUUCCAAGCAAGAAGGCCUCGCUUCAAGGACAUCCACACUCGUCUGCGCUCCUGGGAAAGCCUGUCCAACUACAACAGCUCUGCUCAGACUUCUGGCACCAGCAAUACUACUCAGACCAGCUCCCUCAGCACCAGCCCUGUCAGCAACAUCAGUAUGAGCACUGCGAAUGCCUCUCGCUACACCAGCCCUAAAAAGAGCUCACCAUUCCAUCAGCCCCAGUUCAUGCCGAUGAAGGGUCAAAUGCAUCGGCCAAUGGUGCCCCCACAGCUCUACAUCCCUGUCAAUGGAUAUCAUCCCAUGCCAUACCCAUAUCUGCAGAACUUUUACCCCAUGCAGAUACCCAUGCCCAUCCCCCACCAGCAGAUGCACCACCCACCACAGAUGGUUCCCAAAGCUGGUUCUCACCAUAGUGGCAGUGGAUCCACAUCAACAGGCUACGUCACCACUGCCCCCUCCAACACUUCUGUCACAGAGCGAGCAGCUUUGCUAAAUGAGGACUCCAAGACCAAUGACGAGGACUUGGCUGACAGAGAGUCCAAUGAAGAGCUGGACCAAAACAAGGACUUGUUAGUGCCUGAAACCGAAUUGCUAGGUGACAAUGACCCUCCACAAACUGAUGUCAGAGACAGAAGUGAGGUGCUCUAUGAAGAAGAGUAAAGCUUAAGUAUUCUGUGAGCUGCGCUUUCCACAAAUUCAAUAAGCAGCAUAAAGUGAAGUGAGCAGUUUUGUCUAACAGUGACUGAAUGUUUUUUACGAGUGUCUUAGAUAGUACUGACACGUUUGAAUGUCAAGUGUGUCUCAUGUUUGCACCUCUCAAACUCCUGUGUCAACAAUGAAGCAAAGUUUAUCACGCAGUCCUCUACAGACCUUAUUUUUAAUAAUGUUGCCGUUCAGAGGAAUUUAUUUUCUUGCUGUUGCUGUGCAACACAACACAUUUUCUCUUGUGCAAGUAUUUUAGAGGUUGCCUUACCUUGAUGGAAGCUUUGCCUUUUCUGAUGCACAUGAUGCCGCUUCUUGCCAGUAAGGCCAUUCACUGGGAGGACAUAAGGACGGAAUUCAUGCCCCCAAUGGCCACCCUUCCACCUUGGAUACCACACCUCUAUACAGGCACCCUCACCUACCAACAGUAAUUGCUAGUGCAGCAAAAAAGUCUUCCCACACACUUACAAUGCCUGUUGUGUUUCGUGUUUGAAGACUCAACCAAGCCAGGUGUACUGCUGCAGGAACUCAGACCUGAACCCAUGUUUCUGUAGUGGUGGCGUUUUCCUUGUGCGCAACUUAUGCACCCCUUUUGACAAUUUUAUGUUGUUUUUGAGGUUAUUAUUUUAUGUUUGUGAAAGCCACAAUCAGAGAACAAUAGAAUGUAUGAUAAAUAGAAAUGCUGUAAGAGUUUUGAAAGAAACAGUCUAUGGGUAACUUUGUUAAUAAUUAUACUCACUGAGAUGUAUUUUGGAAUGUAUCUCUAUCAAACAAAACACAACAAAAAAACUUUUUUUUCAGGCCUUUGAUAAAGUUCUCACAUGGCCUAUUUCCCAAGAGGUUGAUAUUUUAAAGAGUAACUAAAUCCUCCACUUUUGGCUUGAGUGCUUCCUCCCUAGAAUAUGAAAAAAGCAGGGCUGAGAGGAGGGCUAAGACAUGCUCAGUCACCCAAUCGUGCCACUUCUCAAUCCAUAGCAUCCCCCUGACACCCCAACACAGAAAGUCAUUGGUUGGUGAGAGGGUGACAGAGGGCUCAGUUGGUGAUGAAAGCAGGCUCCUGCUACCAGGAUCAGCCAAUAGCAAACCUCAGUUGCAAUAGCAGGUUUCAACCUUUAGAGGGCACUCACUAAUCAUAUUUUUAACACAAUAUGUAGAAUUUUAAUACUUUGCACUCACAUCAAGAGCUGGUCUUGAAUCAAUCUACAACACUACUAAAUACCCAUAUAUAUUGCUUUUCAAAUGAGAAAAAAAUGGUUUGUGGUUUUAGUUACUCUUAAACGUGGACUUUGAAAACCAAAUUGUACAGAUCUAUAAUUUAUGUACUUUGGUUUGAGCGUUUUAUUUGUUUAUAGUUUUUCUUUAUUGGUGAAGAUUCCUAAGCCUGGCGUAAGUACAAUGUCUUUUCCACCACAUUUGUUUUAUUCAAGUAAUGUUUUGCUUACCAGAUAAUAUGUACAUCCAGCUAUGGAGUAUCCAAUAAAGUCAUAUGAAUGAAA
Messenger RNA from Plectropomus leopardus (leopard coralgrouper), 4691 nucleotides. RefSeq names its product receptor tyrosine kinase-like orphan receptor 2 (gene ror2). Gene Ontology annotation, cellular component: plasma membrane; signaling receptor complex. NCBI's taxonomy places the organism in Eukaryota, Metazoa, Chordata, Actinopteri, Perciformes, Serranidae. Gene Ontology annotation, biological process: cell surface receptor protein tyrosine kinase signaling pathway; positive regulation of kinase activity; multicellular organism development. Gene Ontology annotation, molecular function: Wnt-protein binding; ATP binding; transmembrane receptor protein tyrosine kinase activity. The record is from RefSeq and is a predicted model, not a curated record.